Molecule: messenger RNA, 849 nt
Organism: Salarias fasciatus (jewelled blenny)
Lineage: Eukaryota; Metazoa; Chordata; Actinopteri; Blenniiformes; Blenniidae
Gene: hoxb9a
Product: homeobox B9a
Exons: 2
Coding region: 1-849 (282 amino acids)
Biological process (GO): anterior/posterior pattern specification; DNA-templated transcription; proximal/distal pattern formation
Cellular component (GO): nucleus
Molecular function (GO): RNA polymerase II cis-regulatory region sequence-specific DNA binding; DNA-binding transcription factor activity, RNA polymerase II-specific
Source: RefSeq, a predicted model, not a curated record
AUGUCCAUUUCUGGGACUUUGAGCAACUAUUACGUGGACUCCAUCAUAAGUCACGAGAGCGAUGAACUCUCAGUCCCGGGUCGUUUUCCCGGCGUCCAAUACUCCGGCUCCAGCUCCGCUGCGCCCGGCAGCGGACGGCUGGCGGGCGGCGCCACGCACGCGGAGCAUCCCCACCCCGAGUCCUACCCGUCCUGCAGCUUCCAGCCCAAACCGCCGGUCUUCUCGUCGUCCUGGAGCCCGUUCAGUCCCCACCACGGCGCCAGUGGCCUCCCCGCCGUCUACCAUCCGUACAUUCCCGCUCAGCACGUGCCCACGGACGCACGGUACAUACGCUCAUGGCUGGACUGCGCGCCGACGCGCGGCUCCGAGCCCGUGCCGGGGCAGGGCCAAACGGGGCAGGUCAAGCUGGAGCCGCAGCUCGGCCACCUCACGGCCGGAGAGAUGCCGCCCAAACUGGGACCGCACCAGCACGAGACCACCACCUACAUCCUGGAGUCCACUUCCACCGCGGCGCGCGAGCUGAGCCACCAUCCAGGCGCCAUCCCCGGAGCUGGGUUCGAGGAAAAUAAGGACAUUUGUGACGGGAGCGAGGACAAAGACGGGCUGGAUCAAAAUGACCCCUCGGCGAACUGGCUGCACGCGCGUUCCUCCAGGAAGAAGCGCUGUCCGUACACGAAAUACCAAACGCUGGAGCUGGAGAAGGAGUUCCUGUUCAACAUGUACCUCACGCGGGACCGGCGGCACGAGGUUGCGCGCGCGCUCAAUCUGACGGAGCGGCAGGUGAAGAUCUGGUUCCAGAACCGGAGGAUGAAAAUGAAGAAGCAGACCAAGGACCAACCCAAGGACUAG